UUAAAAAUGUCUUCACUGGAAAAUAAGACAAAUAAAUUAUUUAGCAAGUUAUUUUUGUGGUGAAAUUGUCCCAACAUUUUCUUUUACACACCGCCAAGUGUGUAUUGCCAAGUUUUACGCAAUUUUUAUGAAAUAUCUUCAACACCCAGACCAAAUCAACUCAAUGGGAAAUAACUAAUUUCAAUGAGUUACACUGUGCUAGACAGGAUUUAAACCUUGAAAAGUCAAAGAGAAGUCAAUCGUAAUUUCUACAUUUAAGCCUGAAGGGGCUAAGCAAUUUCCAUUGGAAUGUGACACUAAAAGCACCUCUUAUCUAAGGAAGAUUAACCUCAAAAUUAGGCCUUACCUUUUGACUCCAAGUGUCCUUGUUGUAUUGUGCGCAUGCGCACCAAUGAUGUGCUUUCAUCCCAUAUGUCUUUGUGAAUAUGCGAGGUCAGGCCCAGUAGGUUAAGACCCAUAAUUUCCAUGCAGAUUUGAGGAGGGGGGGCUUCCUGUUUUACGAGACAUCUGUAACUCCAGCUGGCCUUAAUUCGUUCCACGUAAUAUAGUUACAGUGUUACUCUUUGGGACGAUGAGCUGGUAUAAAAUGUCUCUGACCCUCUCUGUCAGUUUGUGGGUUGCAAUCUCAACCACAAGCGGGGAAAGCAGAGACAAAGCAGGAGUCAACCACCAAGUCAGGAAGAGGAGCGUCCAGUGACAGGUACAGCCAAGAACAACUUGCAAAUGAGAAUGGGGUGACAAGGAAUUUGACAAUAAUUGUAAAUCAAUGUGUCUACUUUAUGCUCUCUAAAGUUAGCAAAAUGGCAGAGGAGUGGGGAAAUGCAGUAUUCGCUGCCAGGCGACGAGAUGACACAACAAGAGAGGCGGUUUUUACAUACACCAACAGCAAUAACACAAAGGAUCCCUUUGAGGGACCCAACUACCACAUUGCCCCACGAUGGAUCUACAAUCUCUCAACAUUGUGGAUGUGCUUUGUGGUCGUCGCCUCAGUCUUCACCAAUGGCCUGGUGCUGGUGGCCACCGCCAAAUUCAAGAAGCUCCGCCACCCUCUCAAUUGGAUCUUGGUCAACCUCGCUGUGGCCGAUAUUGGAGAGACCCUUUUGGCCAGCACCAUCAGUGUCAUCAACCAGAUCUUCGGCUACUUUAUCUUGGGACACCCCAUGUGUGUUUUCGAGGGCUACACGGUCUCUGUAUGUGGUAUUGCCGCUCUUUGGUCUUUGACUGUCAUCUCAUGGGAGAGAUGGGUGGUUGUCUGCAAACCAUUUGGAAAUGUCAAGUUUGAUGCUAAAUGGGCAUCUGGUGGCAUUAUAUUCUCCUGGGUUUGGGCUGCUUGCUGGUGUGCACCUCCCAUCUUUGGCUGGAGCCGGUACUGGCCUCAUGGUCUGAAGACCUCCUGUGGACCCGAUGUGUUUGGAGGAAACGAUGACCCCGGAGUCAAGUCCUACAUGAUUGUACUGAUGGUCACCUGCUGCUUCCUCCCUCUUGCCAUCAUCAUUCUCUGCUACAUUGCUGUGUGGCUGGCCAUCCGCGCAGUCGCUCAGCAGCAAAAGGACUCAGAGUCUACACAGAAGGCCGAAAAGGAAGUGUCUAGAAUGGUGGUUGUCAUGAUCAUUGCUUACUGCGUUUGCUGGGGUCCUUACACUGUCUUUGCCUGUUUUGCGGCUGCAAACCCUGGCUAUGCCUUCCAUCCACUGGCAGCAGCUCUUCCUGCCUAUUUUGCCAAGAGCGCCACCAUCUACAACCCCGUUAUCUACGUCUUCAUGAACCGACAGUUCCGUGUAUGCAUCAUGCAGCUCUUUGGAAAGAAAGUUGAUGAUGGCUCUGAAGUCUCCACAUCCAAAACAGAAGUGUCCUCUGUGGCUCCUGCAUAAACCACUGCUUGUCAACUAUAUCACCUAUUUUAAAAAAAGAGGACAGAGAAAAGGAUUUCAGAGAACUGGACUUCAAGUUGUAAUAGUCUCAACUGUAUAUAUUUAGCUACAAAAAAGAAAUCCUUUGGAAAAAAAAACAGCUUUUUUUCUGUCCUGGGAAGUGUCGAACAUCAAACUGAACACCAUUUUCAAGACUUGAAGGGAUUUAUUUUGGCAAUCUGUUGUCUCAUGAGUAAGUCUCACCAAAGUUUUUCAUAAAAUAACAUGCAACGAGCUGUAAAUUCAAAUAAAAUGGUCGAAAGCAGGUCACUUGAACAAUGUAAAAAUCUUGCAUUAUGACUAAUUCUGUCAUUGUCACAGAGCUUUGUUUUGUAGAUGUAUUUGCAUAUGUAAA
This is a messenger RNA of Xyrauchen texanus (razorback sucker), 2265 nucleotides long. Its product is annotated as red-sensitive opsin-1-like. The record is from RefSeq and is a predicted model, not a curated record. Gene Ontology annotation, biological process: G protein-coupled receptor signaling pathway; visual perception; phototransduction. The transcript has 6 exons. Bases 780 to 1871 code for a protein of 363 amino acids. NCBI's taxonomy places the organism in Eukaryota, Metazoa, Chordata, Actinopteri, Cypriniformes, Catostomidae. Gene Ontology annotation, molecular function: G protein-coupled receptor activity. Gene Ontology annotation, cellular component: membrane; photoreceptor outer segment.